AUGAAGUUCAUUUCAGAAGCCAUACAUGGUUUCCCAUUUACGGUCGCUUUUGAAAUUCGAUACUAUAACAAAGAAAAACGUACGUAUGAGAAAUUUGAACAGGGAAAACUUUUACAAGUGAAUUUGCUUGUAAACUUAGAAACAACUCUUCAAGCUUUUCAAGAAAAAAUAAACGAUAUCUAUAUCGAAUAUGCAAACCAGUAUAACAUUGACGAAGGAGAGUACCAUCUCGAUAUUAUAUAUGACAGGAAAAAUGCAACUGUUAAAAUCAAUAGAAUAGAAGACCUUGGAGAAGACGUUUAUAUUUCUACAAAAUAUAACAACUUGGCAUGGUAUAGGUUUCUGAGGAUGUUAAAUCAGCCUGCAUGGUAUCCAGUACACCCGGACUAUUAUGAAGUCGAAAACCCUAAUGGAACAUAUGAAAAUGUUUUCGACUCAGAUGCUAUUAUAGUUCAUGCUUCAUUUUCUGGCGCCCAAAACUCUUUUUUAUGCUUGGCAAAUGACUUUUACGAAAAACCUACAAAGCUAUAUGAACCACCGAGUGGAAGUAUUUCAGACUUUCAAGUAUGGUUUACAACAGAUGGAAGAAAGAGAAUAGUUCCAUUAUACCAUGCGUUUUACUUAGAACUUAGUCUCAUAUACAACUACUAUCGAACGGUAAAAAUAUGA
Molecule: messenger RNA, 669 nt
Organism: Trichomonas vaginalis G3
Lineage: Eukaryota; Parabasalia; Trichomonadida; Trichomonadidae
Exons: 1
Coding region: 1-669 (222 amino acids)
Source: RefSeq, a predicted model, not a curated record